UUGUGCUCGAGCUUGCCGAGAGUCGAUGGUGAUGUCUUCGUGGAUCAAUUGAACUCUCAACAAACUCCAAAUCCCAGUUCUAGGGUGGUCAAUCCAACCAGCUAUGGCUUCUCUCAGAUCCUCCUCGACUGCUGCUGCCCGGCUCCUCCGGAGCGCGUCGUGGCAGCAAACACGAGCCGUCGUCGCUGGCCGCAGACACGAAAGCUCACUCGUCCGCUCAGAGAAAUCAGGCCCCGCGCUCCCCGACACCGACGCCAAACCGGCAAACCAGCCCGACUACCAGUCGGCCUUCGACAAGGCUACCUCAACCUUCAGCCCUGUGCCCAAGCGUGUGCUUGAUGGCAGCGAGCCGACCGAGGCUCUUCCUGCGGCAGUUCUCUCGGGUGCUCCCAUGGAGCUCCAGGCCCGGACAGUCCGCAUCUACCGUCCCUCGAAGCCAGCUACGCAGUCUGGCACGCACGGAUUGCGCCAGUGGCGUAUGGAUUGGGAUGUCUUGGGCAAAGGUCACCGCUGGGAGAACCCGCUGAUGGGCUGGCAGUCAUCAGGCGACUUCAUGCAGGGCUCGCACAUAUACUUCAAGAGUAAGGAGGAAGCCAUCGCGUUUGCCGAGAAGCAGGGCUACGAGUAUUUUGUGCAGGAGCCCAACGAGCGCAAAAUCACACCCAAGGCCUACGCCAACAACUUCUUGUACAGCGACAAGAAGUUGAAGCACAUUAGGACCAAAUAGAUGGGGCAACUUGAGUUCUGUUGGGAUUAGUUAUAGAAUCAGUGAGGCAGCCGGCUUUUUGGACUCUACGGGCGUUCAGAACUUUUCCUGGAUUGUAAAUACAAUGUCUUGUGAUAAAAAAAACAGUCGACAAAAUCGAAUUGGCUAUGAUGA
Messenger RNA from Pyricularia oryzae 70-15, 880 nucleotides. RefSeq lists its product as uncharacterized. The transcript is spliced from 3 exons. Bases 104 to 727 code for a protein of 207 amino acids. The record is from RefSeq and is a predicted model, not a curated record. Gene Ontology annotation, biological process: electron transport chain. NCBI's taxonomy places the organism in Eukaryota, Fungi, Ascomycota, Sordariomycetes, Magnaporthales, Pyriculariaceae.